This is a messenger RNA of Ixodes scapularis (black-legged tick), 3178 nucleotides long. RefSeq names its product solute carrier family 13 member 5. Gene Ontology annotation, biological process: citrate transport; monoatomic anion transmembrane transport. The transcript is spliced from 15 exons. The record is from RefSeq and is a predicted model, not a curated record. The coding region runs from base 385 to 2124 and encodes 579 amino acids. Gene Ontology annotation, molecular function: citrate transmembrane transporter activity; succinate transmembrane transporter activity. Lineage: Eukaryota; Metazoa; Arthropoda; Arachnida; Ixodida; Ixodidae. Gene Ontology annotation, cellular component: membrane.
GGACGCCUUUCGCCGGCGGUUGCUCGAGGGCGCAAAGUCUGUCACAUGCGGGGUGAGGGACUUCCGGCGGCAGCCGCCAGAUAGUGCGUUCAAAAGCGUCCCAACCCAGAUCCACGCUGACCGCAAGUGAGCUCCAAAGGCCACUGAAUACCCUGUCUCUCGGGUGGUGUCGGGUAUCACCGGUCCGCGGCACACUCCUCGGAUCAGGAGUCCGACCCGCUUGCAGGCUUCGAGGAAACGAACCUCUGCGAGGUAUAAACAAGACCCCCAUGGAUUCGAGAAAAUCGCUGGCUACGGUGCGGGUAGCGGCAGAACGUCCUUAACUGGCCGCAGCGCAUACCCUCACCGUCUGGACCGGGGUGGCCGCUCGUUACUGCAGAAGCUAUGGGAUGGUGCGGAGCAUGUUGCCCAAAAACCCUGGCUCGGGCAGCCACCGUGGCGGGGCGAUCCUGGCGCAGGGUGCUGGCCGUCCUGGCGCCGAUCGCACUGUGCCCUCUUCUCAUCGUGUACGACAGCAAGGAGACGCGAUGUGGGUACGCCAUUCUUUUGAUGGCAGUCUACUGGAUGUUCGAGCUGGUCCACCUCUCGGUCACGUCGCUGCUGCCCGUCUUCCUCUUUCCCGUCUUAGGCAUCCUGGACACCGCCAGCACGACCGCUCCCUACAUGAAGGACGUCAACAUGAUGUACCUCGCCGGCAUGAUCAUGGCGGCAGCCGUGGAACACUGCAACUUGCACUACAGGAUCGCGCUCAGGAUUCUACUUCUCAUUGGCACCAAGACAAUUUGGCUACUCUUGGGCUUUAUGGCGACCGCCAUGUUCCUAUCCAUGUGGCUAAGCAACAUGGCCACCACGCUGAUGGUGCUCCCUAUCGUGGACGCUGUCGUCGAUGAGAUCUGCAAGAAGACUGCGGAAGGGAAUCUCAAGUACGGAACCCAAGAGACUGCGUACACUAACGAUGGCUUCCGGGAGGAAAACGGGCAAGGCAGCGUGGAGAGCCUCGAGCUGCAUACCAAGGAAAGCGAGCAGAGGUGGGAGGCCAACACCUCCAGAUUUCGUCACGCUAUGCUCCUGGGAAUAGCGUAUGCUGCGAACAUCGGUGGAACGGGCUCCGUCAUUGGAACUGCUCCCAAUCUAAUCAUCAUGGGACUCGUUGAAGAAUUGUAUCCAAAUUCGGCAACGCUCAGCUUCGCUACUUGGAUGAUUUACAACGUUCCACCUAUGAUCCUGUGCGUGAUAUGCGCCUGGCUUUAUCUGUACUUCCACUUCAUACCGAAAAGAUUCCGUAGCGGACAGCUGAACCACGAGGCUGUCGGACAGGCCAUACGGAAGCGAUAUGACGAUUUGGGGCCGAUCUCAUUCCACGAAGCUGGUGUCCUUGCAAUUUUUAUUGUCACAGUGUUGCUAUGGUUUUUUCGUGACCCCUACGUCGUGACAGGAUGGGCCUCCUUCUUCCCACUUGGAAAGAAUAUUAAGGACGCUACCCCUGCCAUGCUCAUGGUGUUGCUACUGUUCUUGAUUCCGGCAAAGCCGGUGGCCGAUCCCGGGGGAUCUUCUCUACUUGCCUGGCACGUAGUUCAAAGGAAAAUUCCCUGGGGAGUGCUGCUUCUCAUGGGCGGAAGCUUUUCAAUGGCGGAGGCGUCAAAGAGUUCCGGGUUGUCGGUGAUGAUUGGCCAGUACCUGACGCGCCUGGACUUCCUGCACCCGAUUAUUUUGGUCACCGUCCUCUGCAUCUUCACCUGCGUAGUCACAGAAAUCGCCAGCAACACCGCCACCGCUAGCGUCCUGCUGCCAAUCACCAGCUACCUGGCUCAGGCUCUGAGAAUUCACCCACUCUACCUGAUGAUCCCGGUCACCGUAUCGGCGUCAUUCGCCUUCAUGCUCCCUGUGGCAACACCGCCCAACGCUAUGGUCUACGAACACGGAAAUAUGAAGCUCAGUGACAUGGUCAAAACAGGCUUCGUGAUGAACGUCGCUUGCAUCCUCAUCGAAGUGUUGGCCAUUAAUACGCUAGGAGAAUGGGCCUUCAACCUAUCGCAGUUUCCUGCAUGGGCAGAGCCUGCCAACAGUACUCUCUCAACAGCGCCGAUGAACGUCACACAGGCAACAACGGCCGGGGUUCUUUGAAAGAUAACCUCCCUCGGACGAUUACAAUCGGGAACUGUGUCGCGGGACGCGAGACGUGCGUGUCCCUCCUUCAACAUUGGACAGCACGACUCUAAACAAGAAACGCAAGACCUGCCUCCGCAAGACGUAUCGGCGAACCGACGUGUGUUUACUACAUGCUGUAAGGCAGACAACGGGCAGGACUGAAAACCGACGAACGUAUAUCUAUGCCAAAUUUCCCGAACCAACGAACGUUGUCGACACCCGUGAAUGUGGCUUAGCUUUCCAUUUCUCAGGAAGACGCUUUUGCCGAGUCCUACGUGAAGAGAAAACUAUAGACCUUUGCAAACAUCGGCCUUCCGCGCGCUGCCAUCUUUGUCUGCUGGGCUGUGGAACGCCUUAGCAUGCGCUGUUGCUUUGCUGUGCGGUAUAUCAGACGCUGCGCAUGCGUCCACAGCUCAGGGACUCCGCAUUUUUAACCUGGGUGAUAAGCAAGGCAAAGCUCUAUGCUCUGUUUCACAUUAAGUGCGACCGAAGCCAACGCUAUGAUGCGACGUAGCCGAUCAAGCCGCGUCGAAACUGCAUCCUCUUGGCCCUCGUUGUCCUUCUGCGUUUGGCCUCACCGGUUGACCCAAUCACACAGUGAAAACACCACGACCUGGCGCUCUUUUUUUGUAGAUGAUUGGCUGGAAACAGUAAACGCACAAAGACGACGAGCACCACGAUGAUGCACACUUGCCACUGUUUGAUUGGCUCCACCGGAUCGCUUAGGGCCGGCCUUAACACGAAAGACACAGCAUCGACCUUUCUAUCGCUUGUCACCCGGGCAAAAACUGCUGAGUCACUGAGCUGCGGACGCAUGCGCAGCGUCCGAUACACCGCACACCAGAGAAACAGCACAUUCUCAGAAUGCGUUCCACAGCCCAGCAGACAAAGAUGGCGGCGAGCAGAGGGGGAUUUUUGCAAAGGUCUAUAAGGGACAAGGUAAAGUGCACCAUGAACUGACGCUUACGGGUGAGUCGAGUUCGUCCGCUCUGUGCAAAUGAAUAAGAUAUAUUUUUUUCUUUUAUACCGA